Molecule: messenger RNA, 2488 nt
Organism: Condylostylus longicornis
Lineage: Eukaryota; Metazoa; Arthropoda; Insecta; Diptera; Dolichopodidae
Product: protein-associating with the carboxyl-terminal domain of ezrin
Exons: 4
Coding region: 86-2233 (715 amino acids)
Source: RefSeq, a predicted model, not a curated record
UGUUUUUAAGCUGUAUAUUUUUUUUAUUAAAAUUUUUGAAAUACAUUCUUAAUCUAAAGGACAAUAUCAUUAAGCUAAAAUUUUAAUGAUACAAGCUUUUCUUGAAGACAAUUUUAAUAUGGGAAACGAUAAAAGCACUUUAAGGCAUUUAGAAAUUGACAAAAAAUGUGUUGAAACAAAUGAUUGUUGGACCCUUUUUAAUGCACAAACUGAUGAUAGACCAUUAUCUGUAUUCAUUGGUGAAAAUGUUGUCCAGGGUCAAUUAUGGAUAACACAAACUCCUAUUGAAAGAUCUAUCAAGAAUUUGAUGAUAUAUAGACAUCCAUUUAUUUUAAAAUACAUAGCCUCUUGGGAUCAACAUUUAGCUACGGAACGUGUUCAGCCGUUAGCAACAAUACUCCAAACUCAAACUGAUAUACAAAUAUGUCUAGGUUUACGCAAUAUCUUAUGUGCUUUGAUUUUUCUCGUUGAACAAGCAAAAGCUAGACAUCUUAAUAUAUCAAUACCAUCCAUUUAUGUUAGCUCUGAAGGAGAAUGGCGGCUCGGCGGAUUUGAACAUGUAUGGAAAUCGAAAGAUUUAACAAGAUCAAUAUUAGAAUUAGCUAAUUCACAUCGUUAUAAACCUUGUAUUGAUCCCAACGAAACAUCAAAAUUUUCACAACACCAACCAGCAGAUGGGUUAGAGCAGUACGCUUUUGCCACGUUGUGUGAAGAAAUUCUCAAAACAAAUAAAAAUUCAAACACACCGUAUGUUGUAGAGUUUCGAGAUUAUUGUGCAGCACAUUUAAAACAUCAAAAUGUAGCUCUAAGACCUAAGCUAUCCGCUGUAUUACUCCAUCCAUAUUUUAAUCACGAAUUUAUUUUGAUUCAUUCGUUUUUAACUGAAUUGCCUUUAAAAAGUCCACAAGAAAAACAAGAUUUCUUUACCAAUUUAAUUGAUAGAUUAAAAUAUUUUGAUGAAAAUGUGGUGGCUACACAAAUAGGAAAUUUAUUACUGUCAAGGAUGGUUUUAUUAGACAGUACUGCAGAAGACUGUGUUACACCUUUUGUUUUGAAACCAAAGUCAGAGAAUAACAUUUCAUCGCUUUAUUCAAGUGCAACUUAUAGUAAUCACAUUAUUCCACGUAUUAAGAAAAUAUUUUGUGUACGUGAUAGUCAAAUUCGUCUUAUUUUACUCGAUUAUUUUACUGAAUAUAUUCAAUUGAUGACAGAAGAAGAGUUAAGAAAUGAAAUAUUACCGAAUUUGCUUUUAGGUAUUAAAGAUACAAACGAUGUUUUAGUUGCAAAAACGUUAAGGUGUUUGGCUGAUUUAAUUCCUAUUUUAGGUGCAUCUGUUGUAAUUGGAGGAAAUCGAGGUAAAUUAUUUGCUGAUGGCCGUCCACAAGACAUUCGUACACCAACUACUGUUAAAAAACUCAAUAAAACAGAGCCACGUUCUAUCACACCCGUUUUAAAUUCCGCUGGAUUAGUUUCAGAUUUCCUAGAAAAUUCACUGCCUGAAUGUAAUGAAAGUUUUGUCUCUCCUUUACUAUUAGGUGAUGAUCCAAUUACAGUACAUGAUAGUGAAAUUUUAAAAAAUGCAUCUUUAGUAGACGACAACGAAGUUGCUACAGUUAUAUCAAAUCAAUUUAUGCCAGAGCGUUUAAGUCCAGAUGGUGGUGAAGAUGAAGAAAUUCAAGCUGCUGUCAAUCAUAAUGAGAAUAAUUCAUCUAUUCAAGAAGAUGGUGAUGAUUCGGCAUGGAGUGAUUGGGAUAACGAAAAUGAGAAUGAAACAGCGAAUUAUUUAAAUAGCGACAACAUUGAAAAUGAAAUUGAAAAAAUCGAAUCAGACAAUAAUUCGGCAAUACCAUUUACAGAAUUUUCCGAAAAUAAAAUCAAUUCAGCAGAUAUUGAAAAUAUUAAUAUACAAAGGACUAAAGCCCAGAUUGUUACUGAUGAUAUUAAUGAUUUAGAUAUUAAAAUUAAAAAGCUUUCAAAAAAAGAUCAAUCUGAUGAAUUUGAUUUUUUCAAAGAUAUGGAACCCGUUAUUAAAAGUAAUAUUAGUGUUGUAGAAGCAAAUGAAAUAGAUUUAAUUAAUAACCAGACCAACGAAAAAAAUCAAAACGAAAUUAUAGAAAUUAAACAUUUAACUGAUGUUGUUAUUGAUAAUAGUAGAUUUGAAUUAAAAUCUACGGAUGAUACUGUUGAAAGCGGUUGGGAUGAUGAUGAUGUGACAGUUAAUUGGAAUGAAUAACUUUUAAUGUAUUUUUGUUUCCUAAUAAUUUUGAUGUUUUUAAUUUCAAACUAAUUGAAAACAUGAAUUAUGUAUUUGAUAUUUUAUAAAUUUCUGAUUUUUAUUUUUAGUUCAUUUAUAAACUUUAUUUUUUUUUUAAAUAAAUUUAUUUAAAACGUAAUGUUAGAGCAAUAAGAGAAAUUGUAAAAGAAAGAAGUUCUUUUUUUUUUUUUGAAAACAAAAAAUGCAAAAUUUGUAAGAUUAAACAAUUUUACU